AUGCCGCGAAAGGUCAAGACAGCCGAGUCCAUCGCGCAAAAUCGCGACAGUCAACGGCGCUCUCGUGCGCGACAUCGCACCGUUGUCGAGGAGAUGCGCCGGCAACUGCAGGAUUACCGCUGUCGCGGCGCUACGGCCACACGUGAGAUGCAAUUGGCAGCCCGCAAGGUCAAAGCGGAGAGCGUGCGACUGCGCAUUUUGCUCGCGCGCUGUGGUGUGCCACCGGACGAGAUCCAGGCAUUUGUUGAACUGCCAGAUGAGGCGCUAGAUCCUCGGGAACUCGCACAGGCAUCACGACAAACUGCGGCAAGCAACCCGGAAUUUGGGAGCACCUCUCAGCCCGUAUGUGGGCCCCAGUCCUCUCGCCAUUGCAACACGAACGCGCACCCAGAGUGUGGUGUCGACAAGUCGAAGGACUAUGAUACACCAGGGGCUACGUCAGAUGACACGACGCCGUUAGAGACAUCGUGUAAGGCUGCGGCUGAUCUAAUUGCUGACUUUCAAGGGCACGAGGAUGUGGCAAACGUUCUCAUGAUGCUCGGUUGCUCAGGGACAAACGACUGCCGCGUCAAGAACACGACGGUAUUCCAAAUUAUGGACGGUGUCCUCUGA
This is a messenger RNA of Phaeoacremonium minimum UCRPA7, 612 nucleotides long. RefSeq lists its product as hypothetical. The record is from RefSeq and is a predicted model, not a curated record. Bases 1 to 612 code for a protein of 203 amino acids. The transcript is spliced from 2 exons. NCBI's taxonomy places the organism in Eukaryota, Fungi, Ascomycota, Sordariomycetes, Togniniales, Togniniaceae.